AUUAUUCAAAUCUGCAUGCAAAGGUUCAGUGACUACAAACUUUGAACACAACUAAUCUAUGAUAUAAGUUCUUUUUCUUUGAAAUUUAGCGAAACUUUGGCGAACAGUCAGGCGCAGAGAAAUGUUUGCGGUACAGAUGAACAACAGGGCUUGUCUCUUUGUUAUUUUGCUGCUCAGUAUUUUAAGCGAAGGUACGUAAGUUAACUGUUUAAUAAAAUAUUUAGAGCCGAAUAUGUUUAAAGAAAGGAAAAAAGGGCAAAAUUAACUGUCUCGUGGAUCUUCUCUCACAGACUUGAAGUGAUGAAUACAUGUAAGCUUAUUUUAUAUUCCGAGCAAACGUCCUUCGAGUACAGGAGUUAAAUGCGCAGUUCACACGCAAUUGAUAGAUGCGCCAUUUUGAAAUAAUUCGUCCGUGCCAACGAUUCUACGACUCUUCGCGCAAAGAUUCUAAAUUUUGCCGAAGGUUACUGACCUGAUCCAUUGACAGGAGAUGAAAAACUGUCAAACCUGUAUAAACAAACAAAGAUAUGUUUCAAGCACAAAAAAUUAAUUUAAUGAAUGACCUUCGUCGUUCAUAUCAAGCUGUCGUUUAGAAAUUUCCUGUAGAGUUUCGAAAAUGUAGGUGUUUUCAUUGUUUUUGUUUUUCUACGAAAGGCUAUGCAAAUCUAUGCAAACAAUCGAACAUCACUACUCCCAAAUGUUCAACAUGCGUGUUGCUCUUAAUUUAAAUUCCUUUAGGAGUUUUGUCCCGAAACCUUGCCGAAAAUUAGAAUCCAACAACAAUGUUACGAAACAUUUGAUUUGAUAGAGAAAUUACUGAAAUUUAAAAGUCAAGACGAGAUUGCAGGAUUCCUACACAAGCUGCUUGAUAACUUUUAAGGGAAAUCACUCGUGUUAGAAACUCAAAUGAGUUAUAUUUCAGUCAUAUGUCAUGGUAAUACGACUGAGUGGAGUCCAACUCGGUCUGUUAUCAUACGAGUGAUGACAAAAAUCGAACGACCGCGCCGCUAGAGUCCAAUUUGUUUAUCACGAGUAUGAUUAAAGACCGAAUUGGACGACUUAUUACCAUUUAAUCAUAAAGAUUACAAUUUCCGAGAAAAGAAGAAUUGCCAAGUAAUGAAAGAAAGGGAAUAUUUGCAUUAAAGGACUGACAAAAAAAGGCGUAAACGUACACUGUUUCUAUGGUGAUUGAACCAAGGUUGUGAUUUGUUGAUUUAAACUACAACUUUGAAUUUGAUUGGCUUAUUGAACUUCCGAAAACAAACUGUUCAAUAGUAACUUGGUGGGUGACUUAGAGGAAAAUAAGAGCUUUUUUAGACCAAUUACAAUCGAGGAAAUCGUAAUUUUUAUGAUUAAUACUAAAAUACUGCAUUGUGCUGCAUUGUGCAAUGAAUCAUGUCGACUCAAAAUAUGUAUAUGUUUCUUUCAGGCGCAGCAGACUGCACCGAUUCAAUAAUAUGCUGUAACAAACUAAACGAAAUACGUAAGUUUACCAUUACAUCUAAUUAUAUCGAUUGCUCGGAGGUAUAUUUCCCACAAACUCUUAACCGACUACCAUAAUCUGGUGGUCUUCCGUGUCUUUUAAAACACUUUACGGUGACCAAUUUAUGUUAUCAACUGAGUUGACAAUACUAAAUUACCCUUCUAUGUCAAUACGCAUGCUCACAGUCUACUCAGUGCCAUAGAAAUUACACCAAGCAUUGCAUGGUAGGUUUCAGGUCGAUAGAUAAAUGAAGUAAACAUGGUAUUUGUCUCCUGUUUAAGAAUAGGCCUACCAUUUUGCUCAUUAUCUCAAACUGAUAAAUGAAUGAAGUAGUGAAAAGGUAAAACAAAGAAUUGCAUGUCGUUACAUGAUUAAAUUUAUAUAUGGCAGUAUUUUUACAUCACAAAAAUGAAGGUUAGCUUAACGUACAUAUGCCAUCUGCCUAUUAAUAAAGUCAUUUACUCCCACUCUAAAAACAGUUUGAAGGAUAAAGUCAUUUAACAUUUCAGUCCAAUCGAGGUUAGCUUAACUUACAUGUGCCAUUUACCUAUUAAUAAAGGUUUUAUAAACUCCGGCUCCAAGAAAAGUUUGAAGGAUAAAAUGAUCCAACAUUUCGGUUCACUAAAGAGGAAAUCAUAGAGCUGUAUAGGCUAUUGUGGCUUUUGUGGCCGCUUUUUGCGAGCAACAAUUAGCUCCUUAAGGCUUGUAAAUUACGUACUGACCAAAGCAAUACGUAACCCAGGCCAAAUUCGUCAGGCAGCCUGGGAGUACAUUCCGUGAAACGCAACUUUACAGCUACGUUGAUGGGUUUAACGACCACACCUCCAUUGACGCCGACGAACACAGGAAAAAACUUCGUGUAGAAUUGCGAGGCACAUGUAGCAGCUCCAGUGUACUAUAACGUUUUGCAAUUUGACAUUGAUAGUAAAUUGAAUGUUAUUCUUCCCUUUCAGUGAUCAUUGCUGGUGUCAUAGCAGUUUGCUUCUUCUUUUUCAUCCAGUGCAUUGUCAUUGUAUGUCUGGCUAGUAAGCUGAGCAAGGUCCAGAAAAGGUAAUUAGUUUUCAAUUAAUAAAACAUGUCAAAAGCUUUAACCUAAAACUUGUUUUUCCUGUUAAAAGAAGAUGAUUGAACUCAGUCUGAUCAUAUAUGAACAUAAAGAAAUGUAAUAGAUACCUGUGAUUUAUUCCCCCUUGCAACCGCUUUUUGAGUAUAUUUAAUAUAAUCUCAGUCAACAUGACAGAAGACACUGGGGACGUUUGUGCCACACCGAAUGUUAUCCAUUCAUUGGUUUCAGGUUGAUAAAAACUGUCACUCAUUACACAUUUUUCACACAGAGGAUUCUCAGCCAUGAUCAUCUAAGUGAGGUUUGCCUAACAAGGAUCUUUUAUCACCAACCUAUCACUUCUGCUUGUUUACAUUUCAUUGAAGAGCGAGUAGUUCAAGUCAUGUGGAUGUUUCUUUUCAGGUUGGACGUAAUGAGUUUGUCCAGAGGAUCACAUAAAUUGGGCAGCUCUUAUCCAGUAUUACCGUACCACGAGAAUGCGCUGGAAGAAAAAGAGGAGCCGAAUGGGGUAAAAUGUUAUACAGUAUAGAUAUCCAACAUGUUGAUCCCUUCAUCAAUUUAAAUUCUACAUCAAGUUAAACAGUUUCAUUCUUAGCAUGAGAGGGAAGAUGAAAGGAACCAUCAACCCUCUCCCCCUCCCCCUCCCCCUCCCCACCUUUUCGUCCUUCAGUUCCUUCUCUCGUUACGAUAACCAAGGCGACAUCUUGUUCUUCAAUUGCCGUAACCAAAAGAAAAUAUUAUCUCUCGCUAUUACUUCUUUCCUAAGGGAUUAAGGGAUUAGUCAUUGCUUGUAUCCAGUGGGGGGGGAGCCAGGGACAAGGAUUUUGUGGACAGAUCAUAUGGUUUUUAGAGGAAAUGAAGGAGGGAUCGGUCAUCGCCCAAAGUAUAAAGAGAGAGGAGGGGGGGGGGGGGGGGGGGGGAGGGGGGAGGGGCUAUAGGAAAUUGAUUGCAAAUUAACUGCCAGUCAGGGGGGAUCAUAAGAAUAUUACAGAGCCUUAUAUGUGUAUCAGGUAAAUUUUAUCCUGACUCAACCAAAAUCUCGCAGCGCGCCCCCCCCCCCCCUCCCCCCCGACCAUCCACCCCUUGGAGAUGGGUGGGGAAUCCCUUAUACGAAUACAGUCUGGUAUCAUAUUAUCCGCAAUUUAUUAGUAAUAAUGACUCAUUACAGAAUCCUCGCGCUCGUCGUAUCUCUGGAGCUGUUCCAUCCGUUGGCGGACCUAUCAGAGCCAAUCCAAUUACCAUUUUUGACAACCCACAAAGCAAAGACCAGGAGAUUUGGUAAGUUUCCACAAAGUGAAUCGCGUUACACAGCGAAAAAACGAGAAGAAACGCUACUACAUAUAUUAAAACUGAACAAAAACUACCAAGCCUGCUAUGUUACUAAUUUAAAACACCAAGUAACCGAAAUAUCAUGGGUAAAAUAAAUAAUGCAUUAGUAAUCAUUGGAAUGUCACACAUACUAGUCGCUAGUUAUCGUUGUAAAAACUAUAUGCAACUCUUGUUUAACCCAAUAUCUUAAGGGAGAGGUCGAUGUGAUAAGACUAGCCUUUACGUCCAUUUGCCAUUUUCGCGGCCAAGCGAUAUUACACAAACAAGCAAGAUGUUUACAGAUUCUUGAAAAGUUGUGUAAACUUAGGCCUAGGCCUAAUCAGUAAAGGGUGGGGAAUUCUCCAUCAUUUUCUUCUUCGUUAUUAGGGAACAACUGAUAUUCAAUAGAUAUUUAGAUGGUGAAAUGUUUAGCGACUACCAGAACCUUCGUUUUGGGGAUUUAACUUAAGUCUUUAUUAGCCUUUUUUUAAUGGGUGUGAAGGAGUGAACCUUUCCUAACAGAAUAAAUUAUGAAGGGAAAUAGCUCUUGAAGAGACAGCGAAAGUCUAAAAAAAUUACAGUCACCCAGUCUCUAUGCCAUUUCGUUUCCAAUAAUAAUAAUAAUAGUCUACCAUCUUUUAUCUCUACAGGGGCUUGUACUAAUUUAGGUGCUGGGCACCGGGAACCGAUUCAGAAUUUCCUAGGAUUCUAGCAUAGUUGUAGUUACAAUAACUCCUGGGCGGUCAUUUAAGCUUAUCAUAGAUCAAGAAACAUAAUUUCUUGUUAAUUUAGAUUUUCAAGUAAUAAAAUAUAUUUUUAAUUUUUUAGCUCGAUGCAUUUGCCCUUAUCGAAUAAACUGUAGCAUCUCAGAUAAUUAGGAAAGCGUUUUCGUUUAGCUUUCGGCCUAUUUUCGAUUACACUACGCACGUUCGUUCUUCGGUGGAAGCACUAAACACUUGUUUUGCUAUACGAUUUUAAAAAAACACUUUAUCGUAGGUUAGCCGUCAUCGCUUUUUUGGCGGCAUACAGUUCUUUUUUUCGGAUAGUAAAUUGAAUGUUAUUCUUCCCUGGCUGGUACCGAUAUCAGCGUUGACGAGGAAGCUCAAAAAUCAGUGAUUGACACUAUCGGUUCUAAAAGAUAAAACUGAUUGGAAACUCAGAGUGGCCAUAUGCUGUUAUGUCAUCAUAUAGGUAUCGGUCAAAUUACAGGUAGCCCUAGCUUGCAAAAUAAGCCCCCGUAAAUAUGAAAAUAUCAGUCUAUAAAUAAAAGGCAAAACGGACCUAAAUCAAUCUAGAAACUCACUCGAUGCAAAGACCACUUAAGCUAGAUAGCUUUGUAUUUAUUCAAAACUAGUUCAGCUUUUUUUGGUCGAAAACACGACUUUUUAUUCUCAUCUUCAUACUUUGGCCACUGCGCAAAUUCACGGCGGUUCGUGUUGCAAGUAUGGACUAGCUACCUGUAAUCAAAUAUUUAAACUAGAAAUCAUUUGAAUACACAUAUUCCGCACAAGACGUUCACCUGAUGGAACAACGAAUGUGCUAAACUUCAGUUUUUCCUCUGCACAAAAGUAAUGCAUUUAUAUUAACACUGCUUUAAAAAAUGUCGAGAAAAAAAGAUGAAUUCAACUUCGGCAAUAUUGCUUAAGGGUAAAAGCCCUAUAAACACAAGGAAUAUCAUGCAGAUGAAGCCUAUCACCAAAACGACGCGGAUGUCUUCAGUGGUAUGCUUACUACGCGCGGGGAAAAUUUUACGUUUGAAUAAUGAGAUAUCCGAAUGUCAUAAACAUUUAUCAUGAUGUCGUGAGUUUCAAAGUGCGAGCAAGCGCAAGUGACAGGGAUGAAACUGCAGAAAUACUGUGGAUGCUCUAAAAAGCAACCCUCAAUCUAUUAUGUCUCAAGAAAACACCAACUGUCUAAAUUGUAACAAGCAUGCAGGGAAUCAGUUUAUUUUAAGCCAAACGAGAGAGUCUCAGGUUGAACUGCAAACAUUGUCGUUGACAACAAAAUGGAGUAUAAUUCUGUGAAUGU
Molecule: messenger RNA, 5882 nt
Organism: Pocillopora meandrina
Lineage: Eukaryota; Metazoa; Cnidaria; Anthozoa; Scleractinia; Pocilloporidae
Source: the annotation of a GenBank genome assembly